This is a messenger RNA of Arvicanthis niloticus (Nile rat), 2537 nucleotides long. It is a transcript of the gene Grpr, whose product is annotated as gastrin releasing peptide receptor. Gene Ontology annotation, cellular component: plasma membrane. The record is from RefSeq and is a predicted model, not a curated record. Lineage: Eukaryota; Metazoa; Chordata; Mammalia; Rodentia; Muridae. Gene Ontology annotation, biological process: G protein-coupled receptor signaling pathway. Gene Ontology annotation, molecular function: neuropeptide receptor activity.
CUACAAAUCAGGGAAGACGGGAAAUGCUGUGUGAAAAUAGCAAUCCAAAAGUUCUUAGUAAACUGCAGCCAGAGAGACUCAGUCUAGGAUGGAGGUAGGAAGAGCUGAGACAGAGUGGGCUUAAAUCUAAGCUUUUCUUCAGGCUGAGUUUCUGUUGCUUGUUAACUUAGUGAAUUUACAGAUGUAUUGCUUACUGGUGGUGUGAAGGCUGGGACAGAACCAACAUCAACAUACUGAGCUAGAGUUUGGAAUACCAGUGUGUGUGUGUGUGUGUGUGUGUGUGUGUGCGCGCGCGUGUGUAUGAAUUCAGUGUUUUUAAGGGAGAUCAAGAGCUUCGAACAGAUCUUCAACCCAGAAGUUACAAAGCAGCAUCCUGAAGGCACAUUUGAAGAGAGAAGUCUUGAGAUGGCUCCCAAUAAUUGUUCCCAACUGAACUUGGAAGUGGACCCUUUCUUGUCCUGCAACGACACCUUCAAUCAAAGUCUGAAUCCCCCCAAGAUGGACAACUGGUUUCACCCAGGAAUCAUCUAUGUCAUUCCUGCAGUUUAUGGGCUUAUCAUCGUAAUAGGCCUCAUUGGCAACAUCACGCUGAUCAAGAUCUUCUGUACCGUCAAGUCCAUGCGAAAUGUGCCAAACCUGUUCAUCUCUAGCCUGGCUUUGGGAGACCUGCUGCUGCUGGUAACAUGUGCCCCUGUGGAUGCCAGCAAGUACCUGGCUGACAGGUGGCUAUUUGGCAGGAUUGGCUGCAAAUUGAUCCCCUUUAUACAACUGACUUCAGUGGGGGUGUCUGUCUUCACACUUACAGCACUGUCAGCUGACAGGUACAAAGCCAUUGUCCGGCCAAUGGAUAUCCAGGCAUCCCAUGCCCUGAUGAAGAUCUGUCUCAAAGCUGCCUUGAUCUGGAUCGUCUCUAUGCUGUUGGCCAUCCCAGAGGCUGUGUUUUCUGAUCUCCACCCCUUCCAUGUGAAGGAUACCAACCAAACCUUCAUUAGUUGUGCCCCCUACCCACACUCCAAUGAGCUGCACCCUAAAAUCCACUCCAUGGCUUCCUUUCUGGUUUUCUAUGUUAUCCCACUGGCGAUCAUCUCUGUCUACUAUUACUUCAUUGCCCGAAAUCUGAUUCAGAGCGCCUACAAUCUUCCCGUGGAAGGCAAUAUACAUGUCAAGAAACAGAUCGAAUCCAGGAAGCGGCUUGCCAAGACAGUACUGGUGUUUGUGGGCCUCUUUGCCUUCUGCUGGCUCCCCAAUCAUGUCAUCUACCUGUACCGUUCCUACCACUACUCUGAAGUGGACACCUCCAUGCUCCACUUUGUCACCAGCAUCUGUGCCCGCCUCCUGGCCUUCACCAACUCCUGUGUGAACCCCUUUGCCCUUUAUCUGCUGAGCAAGAGCUUUAGGAAGCAGUUCAACACUCAACUCCUCUGCUGCCAGCCCGGCCUGAUGAACAGGUCCCACAGCACAGGCAGAAGUACCACCUGCAUGACCUCCUUCAAGAGCACCAACCCCUCAGCUACCUUCAGCCUCAUCAAUGGAAAUAUCUGUCAUGAGGGGUAUGUCUAGACUAACCUUCAACCUUGCCUCUUAAGGAACUCCUGGUAUUGUUCUAUGGAUGUCCAGGAGCCCUGGAAUGAUUGUUGUCUCUAUACCUUCUGAAGACUCUUCAGGAGGAUGAGUGAUACAGACAGGUGGGAGAGAUGUCCAAAUGCAUCAAUCACCAUUAUAUCUCAGAGUAAGCCAGCAGGCUUCAUUUUCCAUCUCAAUUUUGAAGGCUUCUUUUGAUGGAGAUCAAAUCUUCCUUUAAAAAAUAAGGAACACGUUGGAAAUUAUUAUUCAAAGCUCCAAUCCCUGCUAGGCAAGUAUGGUCAAUUAAGUCUUAGAAAUUGUAUGAGCAAAGAAAGCAGAGAAACCAUGCAUUGGGUAUCUGCUCUGUGAGUUAUUUUCUUUAAACAGAAGCUGAUUGCUUUCAAAACAUGGCUUAGCUCUUUUUUCCCCAGAAAUAUCUAUAAUAUGUAAACCAAGGGACAACUUUUAUUUACAUUCCUAAAAUGAAAAGCCAACUCUAAAAAAGAGUCCCAUGUGUAAGGAAUGGACUCCAUUUAUAACAUUAUAAGCCAGUGUAAUAUAAAACAAACCGCUAAAUAUUGACUUUUUUCAAAGAUGUUGCUGAGGACACAGAAGAAACACUCAAUAGAAAAUGUUAAGGCGAAAUACAAGCAACCGGAGAUCCAUGCACAGCUAUGGAGCAAUGACUUAUGCUCAGAUUUCUCAUUUCAUAGAAAUUCUGAUUCUUGUUAACCCAGUUUUGCUCAUUAUAGUAUCCUUCUACCAUAGAAGAUAGAUCUUUUUGUGGGAAAAUGCUCAUUUUGCCAAAGUAGUAACUAUUACAAAUGUAUAAAGGACGGCAUUUACUCUUGAUGUACAUGUUUUGAAUCAAGUGUAUUUGCUUAGGGUUAACUGUCCUUGAUGUAGUAAAGCAGUAGAUUCAAUACAAGAAAGAUAAUUUUUUUUCUGUGCAGAAAUAAAAUCAUGUUUAUAUU